GUCGCUGCCAGAAAAUUAUCGGAAGAAAAACAAGCCGAAGAAAAAGCAAGAAACCCACUCCGCGAUGGGCUAUGGCAUCCUCGCCGUGGUCAUUGUCCUGUUCGUGCUUCCUCCAGCUCGUCCGCUAGAGGACAGCAUCUGCGACGCCGGCAGCUCCUCCAGCAGCUCAUUUGAGGCGAACCUGAAGCUCCUCGCGGCGGCGCUGCCCUCCAACGCGUCCUCCGCGGCGGCAGGCUUCGCUACCCUCUCCGCCGGCACGGCCUACGCGAUGGCGCUGUGCCGCGGGGACGCCAACGCCUCGUCCUGCGCCGCCUGCGUGGCGGUGGCGUUCCGUGCCGCCGGGGAGAGGUGCCACAACACCACGAGCGUCACCAUGUACGAGGACGACUGCGUCCUCCGCUUCGCCAACCGCCAGUUCUUGGACUUCCUCAAGGCCGAGCAGUGGCAGGUCGGCGAGCUUAGUGGAGCCGUAACUAGAUCGGAAAAUAGGAGAGUUCCGGCAGUCGCGGCUGACUGGUUCAGCGCCGCGGCCACGGCCAUCCUCAGCGCCGUGUCUGCCCGCGCAGUGGCCAGCAGCAAUUCGACCCCCAACGCCAAGAAGUACUUCGCCACGGGUGAGGUUGAGUUCGACCCCAGGAUCUACGUGCUCGCGCAGUGCGUGCCGCUCUUGACGCCGGCGCAGUGCAGCGGCUGUCUCGGGCAGCUCCUGUCGCAGAUUAAAACCCACAUGGGCGCCACACCACCAUGGGUUACAUCACGUGUGGAGUGGUGCGGCCUGAGGUAUGGCGUGUCGCCCUUCUACGAGGGCCAGGCCAUGCUGCAGCUUGAGGCGCCACCUUCGCCGACAUCUGCUACUACCCCAGACACCUUUGGACCAGAGAAGAAAAAGACUAGCGCAGCAGGGAUCUCUGUGGGCGUCGCUUGUUCCCUUGUAUUGAUAUCGAUUCUUUCGGUUUCUGUCUUCAUUCGCUCCAGGAGAAGGAUUAAGGCUACCAAGCGUGACAACCCAUUCAAGAAAAUUUCGAGAGCACAGUGUACCAUCUUUGAUUUGCCUACGCUGGAAGAGGCAACUGACAACUUCUCGCAGAGGAAUAAGCUCGGAGAAGGCGGCUUUGGUGCUGUGUACAAGGGAAUUCUCCCAGAUGGGAAGGAAAUAGCAGUGAAGAAACUUGUGGGGACAGCUGGGCAUGGUUUGCAUCAGCUGCACAAUGAGGUGCUGCUCUUGGCAGAGCUCCAGCACAAGAACCUUGUUCGAUUACACGGCUUCUACUCGCAUCGGGAUGAUACGCUUCUUGUUUAUGAAUACAUCAAGAAUGGGAGCCUUGACAACUUUCUAUCCAAUACUAGAGAUGGACACACACUAGCUUGGGAACAACAGUACAACAUCAUUCUCGGUAUUGCAAAGGGAAUGUUGUAUCUUCACGAGGACUCGAGCAUGAGGAUUAUCCAUCGGGAUCUGAAACCUAACAACAUUCUUCUUGACGAGGACAUGGAUCCGAAAAUUGCUGACUUUGGGUUGGCAAGGCUGCUAGGAGAAGGGCACACGCAUACCAUGACAUCUGGAGCUGCUGGAACGCCAGGCUAUAUGGCUCCCGAGUACGUGUAUCAUCGACGUGUGUCACCCAAGAUUGAUAUUUUCAGCUAUGGUGUAUUGAUCCUGCAAAUCGUUACUAGGAGAAAAGAGUGUUGGUCCGAUGAUAGCAACACUGUGAAUCUCAUCACUGAAGUGUGGAAUCAUUGGAAAAAGGGAACAAUUUCACAAAUGAUGGACCAAAAACUCAACCAACAUACUCGGAACCAACAGCUACGAUGUGUACAUGUCGGGCUGAUGUGUGUCCAACUGAACCCUGACGACAGGCCUGAGAUAUCCACGGCCAUUUUCAUGUUAACCAGGGACAACGUGGAGCUUCAGCCACCGGAAGAACCUGCAUUCUUUUUCGGGAGCUUCAGCCACGGGAGGAACCUGCUAUCUUCUUCCGGAGGUUCAGCUAACUCUAAUUUCAUGUUCGGGGAGGAAAUUUCUGUGAAUGGAGUUACAAUUACAGAGCCGUAUCCUAGGUAAAUCAAUUGUAAGGAUGUGACACGAGAGUAGUGAAGGCAUAAGCCACUUCUUUGGCUCGGAUUUACAGCUACUGAUUAGCUGGUACUGAGUUCAUGAAAUGCUGGAGGGCUUAUCUAAGGUCGAGUUCUUUUCGGUUCCAGCUUCUCAAGAAGCGACCGUAGCUUAGCUGCCAAUAUAAACAGCAGUGAAAAAACUCCCUAAGAAACUGCAAUCCGGUUAUUUUCGCUUU
This is a messenger RNA of Triticum urartu, 2291 nucleotides long. Its product is annotated as cysteine-rich receptor-like protein kinase 6. Lineage: Eukaryota; Viridiplantae; Streptophyta; Magnoliopsida; Poales; Poaceae. Gene Ontology annotation, molecular function: ATP binding; protein kinase activity. Gene Ontology annotation, biological process: protein phosphorylation. The record is from RefSeq and is a predicted model, not a curated record.